UUGGAAAAAAAUAUGUCAUAAAUGUCGAGUUAACUAAAAAAGUAUAUUUUACGAAAUUAAAUAAAAAUUAUCAAGUAUUAACAUUGUUUAAAAUGUAUUUUUCGGAAAAAUGGUAAACCGUAAAAAUCGUUGCACAAGCAUUUUAAACGCAUCUGGUACAUCUAGUUGCUCGGAUUAUAUCGACCACUGCUGCCAAAGAAAAUGCAAUAAUACAUGUUGCCGCGAUCAGUGUGAAUACAUAAACGAUCGCACUUAUACAACUUUAAGAAAAAUUUGUCACAAAAUCUUUAAGGAUUACAAUCGGUCUCAGUGUCGUGAAAAGUACACAAUCUUUGACGGUGGUAAUAGUAUCAACGUGAGAAUACAUCGAUCUGGUUCUCGUGGGGACGAAAAUAGAAAAGAUCAUAGAUAUGAAAAAGCUUCCAGUGAACAUCGUUACCAAUUACAAAAUAAACACAAUAAUUAUAUUGGCCAGGAUGGUAGAGGAGGAAAAUUAACUGGCGAUGAAAACAGUACAGAUCAAAAGUACGAAAAAGUAUCCAGCGAAGAUCGUUACCGAUUACAAAAUAAACACAGUAAUAUUAUUAGCCAGGAUGGUAGAGUAGGCAAAAUAAGUGGUAGGAAGCCGGGUAGAGAUGGCGAGAAAUUCGAUUCUGAUGUCGAUGUAUAUAAUCGUGACCAGACAAAGAGAGGUAAGGGUAAAAAUGCUGGGGUAGAUGUCAAUGACGAUAAUGUUUAUGACAAAAGAAACAAAAAAUUGGAAAGUACUAAACGUGGUGAAGGGAAAGAUAAUGUCUACAAUGAACAAAAUUAUAAUGAAAAAAAAUUAAAAGGGAAGCAAAAGUUCGGUCAAGGAAUUGAUACAAACAGCAACAGAAAUGGUGAACGAGAUAUUAAUGGUAAAGCGAUCGAAAAUCGAAGAAGUAAAAGUAGGAAAGACAGUGUUGAAAAUACUUACACCAAGAAGGGAGAAUCUUGGAACGAUAGUAAACGAGGCUCAAGAGAUAACAACGAAUCUGAGGUAAAUUACAAUGGAAAAGGAAAAUUGAGUAGCCGUGGUGGAAAAAAAGAUGAAAAGAAAAGUAAACCACUAAAAAAAGGUGAAACAAGUUAUAAAGACGAUGAUAUGAUUAUUAUCGGUGAAAUGACUAAAACAAAAAACAGAAAGGCGAAAAAUAAAUAUAGCGUAGAUAAAGAUGAUGCAGUUAUUAGUAGUGAUGACGAAGUCACCAAUAAAAAGAAAUACAUUAAAGGAAAAAAAUCCAAAAUUUAUGGAGACGAUAUUGAUAAUUUUGUCAUCACCGCAAAUAGCGGAAGCGAACGAAAUUCAAGUAAAUCAAAAAAUAACAGAUAUCGCAAGUCCCAAGGCUUCGAUGAUGUUGGAAAGUCAAAAGACAGAAAUUAUCAUGUUAUCAAUAAUUUACGUAAAAAAGUUCGACGAGGAGACAAUGUUGGCUUUAAUAAUGGAUCGACUUUUAGUGACACAAGAAAGCUGCAAAAACUAAUGCUUCCAAAGCCAGAAUCUCUUCAAUACAGACAAACUAAACGCUCAAGAGCUGAUGAAGUAAGAGCCUGUGAUUAUUUACGUGCACUCAUGGAACAACGUGAAUUGUGUCAAUGCCAAUUUUCUGAACAAUCCAGCCAAUUCAAUCCUAUUAUAUGCAUUCCACAAACAUGUAUGUCAAGUUGUGGUCCAAAAACAGUUAUUCCAUGCUUUUCUGAGACUUGUGAAUGUUAAAUAAAAUUUACAACUUCAAUAUUGUUAAGAUUUGAAGGUAAUAUGUAUAAAUAAAAUAAAUUAAAUAAAUUAU
Messenger RNA from Calliphora vicina (urban bluebottle blowfly), 1811 nucleotides. RefSeq lists its product as uncharacterized. Bases 110 to 1738 code for a protein of 542 amino acids. NCBI's taxonomy places the organism in Eukaryota, Metazoa, Arthropoda, Insecta, Diptera, Calliphoridae. The transcript is spliced from 5 exons. The record is from RefSeq and is a predicted model, not a curated record.